This is a messenger RNA of Ceutorhynchus assimilis (cabbage seed weevil), 862 nucleotides long. NCBI's taxonomy places the organism in Eukaryota, Metazoa, Arthropoda, Insecta, Coleoptera, Curculionidae. The record is from the annotation of a GenBank genome assembly.
AAUAUUUAAUUGCAUCAAAACAAGAUUGGGCUGCUUUUAAAAUUGUACAAAACCCGGGUACAAAUCUUUGUAAUCAUUUUGUAGUGCUGGCAAACGCAAUAAAUACUUUCUAGUACAAAAUAAUUUUUAAUAUAGAAAUGGCUUUAAAACUCUACUCUACACUGGGAAGUCCCGCAGCUAGAGCUUCAAUCCUCACUCUACGAGCUCUAGGAUUGAAAGACAAAAUUCAAAUAAUCAACGUAAAUCUGGUAGCCUUGGACCAUUUGAAACCCGAAUAUGUCGAGAAAAAUCCUCUGCACACAGUUCCAAUGCUGGAAGACGGGAAUUUUAUCUUGUACGACAGCCACGCUAUCAAUGCUUAUUUGGUAAACAAAUAUGCCGAUAACGAUGCUUUGUAUCCGAAAGAUCCGCAAAAAAGGGCCCUUGUCGAUUCCAUGGCACACUUUGAUACUGGAUAUUUAUUUGCAAGAGUAGGAAGAAUUAAUAAUGCUAUUUUCAUGCAAGACAAAUCAGCCGACUUUAACCAAAUGAAAAUAGAACUGGCUGAGGUUUACGACUUGUUGGAGUUGAUUUUGCAAAAACGGAUUUUUGUAGCUGGAGAGCAACUGACUAUAGCUGACUUUAGUAUUGUUGCUACCUUAAGCAAUGCUGAAGUUUUUUGUCCGGUGGACGCGAAAAAACAUCCCAAAAUAACAGCUUGGAAUGAGAAAAUGAAGCAAUUGCCUUAUUACAGUAUCAACGAGAAGGGCAGUCAGUUGUUUAGGGAACUUAUGACAAAUUUAUCUUCUAAAUUAUAAUAAAGUUGUUUUUUUAUUUUGUACCUGCAUUUAAGUUGAAUUUUACCUUAUUCUAACUAAAGUAG